CGGAGACUUUCCCUAGAGAGGGAAGCGCCUCCCUCUGAAGCUAUGUUCAAGUAGAGGCUGUGAUCAUAUGUAGAGGCAGAACUCGUCACACGGUCGACUGUUAACAUUCGCUGCUGCGUGUUUUAGUCUAGAUCUGGGUUGUACUCAUCGCUCACCUCACACACACUUGUUGAACAUGGGAUUCCUGCUGACUAAGAUGAUGGCUGUGUUCGGGGACAGAGAGCACAAAGUCAUCGUUGUGGGUUUGGACAACGCAGGGAAGACUACCGUCCUCUAUCAGUUCCUGACCAAAGAGGCCGUCCACACGUCACCAACCAUUGGCAGCAACGUUGAGGCGAUCACCUUUCGUAACACUCACUUCUUGGUUUGGGAUAUUGGAGGACAGGAGAGCCUUCGAGCCAGCUGGUUCUCCUACUACUGCAACACAGAGAUCGUCAUCCUGGUCGUGGACAGCACCGACCGGGAGCGACUGACGGUGACCAAAGAAGAACUGCACCGAAUGCUCGCCCAUGAGGACCUCCAGAAGGCAGCUGUUCUUAUUCUGGCCAACAAACAAGACGUGAAAGGCUCCAUGACACCGGCAGAGAUCUCCCAGUGCCUAACGCUCGACUCCAUCACAAGUCACUCCUGGCACGUGCAGCCCUGCUGCGCUCUGACUGGAGAGGGUCUGCCUGCUAGUCUUGACUGGAUGAGGUCACGGGUAGAGGCGAACUAGAGCACGCUGCAAUGGACUGAACGUCUUGAGACUGAGCAAACAUCUUAGACACUGCAGAUGCAUCGGUGUCAGGAUUAUUUACAGUGUUUGGGGUGUAUGGACAUGGCAUCUGUGACAGAGCCUGCCUCGACAAACCUACAGCAUGUCUUGCGGAUUGAAAGCCUGGACAGAGCUGCUUCCCAUCUUUAGAGUAAACUGACAACGGAGAAACCUUCAAGGCGACAGGACCAAAUGGUGAAGUGUUUGGUGCCAUAAUGAGUGCUGUUUAUUUUUGUUGUGGGUAUCAUGAAAUGGUCUCUGUUCAAAGUUUAAAGCACCUUACCCGACCAGUAAUGUCACAUUCCACUUAGCGCUAGCUAAAAAGCCAUGCCAAAAGUUGUGCCAAAAAUGGAACAAAUGAAUCAGGUACAUAACAGAUCAUAAUUUAUAACUCUACAGCUUUUAUAUUUUGUACAGCCAGCAUUUGACAGAAACCUUAGAGUGGGACAAUCGUGAUCUCAUUUUGACCUUUGAAUGUUUAUUCUCAUGACUGACCGGUUUCAGUUUUAAUAUGCCAUAACUAUUUCUAGAUCAGCUAAAUGCUAUACCUCUUUAGGUUCAAAACAUCUUAUUAACCACUUUUUAACAAUCAGCGGCAUGAAAUGCCAUAAGAACUUUCACACAAGAAGAACCUGCAAGCACAUACUGUGACCUCACUUUGCAAUAGCAUUAUAUUUUAAGCCAUCGAACAACAGAACUGUUAUAUUAUUGAACCUAAAAAUGUUUAUUAUAAUGAUUUGUUUUAUUUUAUUGAAAAAUCAAAGCUCUCAAAUGAUGUACUGUAUGUUACAGCAAUUUCCCGAAUGGGAAUAGGAGCUAGCUGCUAAGGACAAGAAGCCUUAUUUUAAAUGUACAUAUUGUAUAGUGCAAUUUCUUUCUUUCUUUUUUUACAAUAAAUGUUAUUAUUGAAAGCCUU
Molecule: messenger RNA, 1670 nt
Organism: Mugil cephalus (flathead mullet)
Lineage: Eukaryota; Metazoa; Chordata; Actinopteri; Mugiliformes; Mugilidae
Gene: arl5c
Product: ADP-ribosylation factor-like 5C
Exons: 6
Coding region: 176-715 (179 amino acids)
Biological process (GO): vesicle-mediated transport; protein localization to Golgi membrane; intracellular protein transport
Cellular component (GO): trans-Golgi network; cytoplasm
Molecular function (GO): GTP binding; GTPase activity
Source: RefSeq, a predicted model, not a curated record